Messenger RNA from Penicillium oxalicum, 6060 nucleotides. RefSeq names its product putative filament-forming protein (Tpr/p270). The record is from RefSeq and is a predicted model, not a curated record. Gene Ontology annotation, molecular function: structural constituent of nuclear pore. The transcript is spliced from 2 exons. The coding region runs from base 1 to 6060 and encodes 2019 amino acids. Lineage: Eukaryota; Fungi; Ascomycota; Eurotiomycetes; Eurotiales; Aspergillaceae. Gene Ontology annotation, biological process: protein import into nucleus; mRNA export from nucleus. Gene Ontology annotation, cellular component: nuclear pore.
AUGGCGGAUGCAGCGGUCGCGCUACCGUAUCUGUCAACGCAAUAUGGGAUUCCAGAAGCAACGCUAUCUACGUUGACCCAAGCACCAACUGUGGAUCUAGUCAACCAGCUCCUCCAGUCUAUCACGAAGAAAGCUCAUGACUUUGACGAACUCAAAUCUGAUAAACUUCGCUUGGAGGUCGAGCUCGAAAAUGCUAUCCGCAGCAAUGACUCGAGAGUGAAGGUUUUGAAGUCGACCGUCGAAAAGAGCCAUGCAGAUGUUGAGGAAUUGAGAAAGAAAUUACAUGAAUCAGAAACUCAGUGCUCGGCCCUGGAGUCCGAGAUAUCCUCUCUGAAAUCGUCAACCACAUCGAACGAGACGGAAUUCGCAUCCCUCAAGUCGCGCAUCUCUACACUUGAGUCUGAAAAACGGGAGAGUCUGGUAUUGCUCGAGUCGAAGUCGACAGCCCAUGAUAAGCUUGCCGAAGAGCUUUCAAAUCAACACAAGAAAGUCAUCGAACUUCGACGGGAACUCUCCGCAAGCGAGCAAAAUCUACAAAAUGCCAAUUCAGCUGUGGCCAGUUCACGAUUCCGCGAGCAAAACCUCCAGCAAGAACUUGAACUAGUCAAGAAGAACAGCGAAUGGUUCGAGACGGAGCUCAAGACAAAGGCAUCUGAGCACUCUAAAUUCCGCAAAGAAAAGAGUGCCCGUAUCGCUGAGCUCCAGCGCGUGAAUGAAGAAGCAGCUAACACGAUCGACGCCCUGCGACGGAGCGAGAAUUCUCUCAAAGCCCGACUCGAUGAGACCGAGCAGCGAUAUGAGGAAAGUCUUGCAACUAUCGGACAGCUAAAGGAAACAGCAAUUCAAGCCGAGGAAACCUUCCGGAUCGAGUUAGAGACUGCGACGCGUCUCGCCAAACUUCAGGAGUCCUCGGCCAGCUCCGCGAAACAACGCGCCCAGGAGUGUCAGAUCGCUCUCGAAAAUGCCAAGAAUGAAGCUGCCGAAGAAAUUGCACGCCUGCGUGUUGAAAUGGAGACUGAACACGCCGACAAGGAAGCGGCGGAAACGAGGGUCUCAGAGCUUGAGGCAACGGUUGCGCAGCUCGAGGCGCAAGGUUCAAUCAACCGGUCCGCGAGCCCUGCCCGCUCCCUUAACGGAGCAAUGCCAUCCACUCCUGGACGUCCAGGAACCCCUGGGAGCACCUUCUCGCCCAGAAUGUCUCGGUCCAAGGGCAACCUGACCUUCACUCAGAUGUAUACCGAAUACGACAAGAUGCGCACACAACUUUCAAUGGAGCAGAGAACGAACCAAGAGCUCAGAUCUACACUCGACGAAAUGUUACAAGAGCUCGAAUCAACUAAGCCAGAGAUCGACGACCUCCGAAGUGAUCAUAAGCGUCUUGAAGAUGCUGUGAUGGAUUUGUCGGGGCUUCUGGAGACUUCCGCCAAGGAGAGAGACGACGCUAUUAAGGAGGCCAGGAAGUGGCAGGGCAAGGUUGAGGGUCUCACGCGCGAAGGCGAUAUUCUCCGUCAACAGCUUCGUGAUCUUAGUGCUGAGGUCAAGGUUCUGGUGAUGGAAGUGGCCAUUGUGAAGCAUGGCGAGGACUAUGACCGAGAAGAACUCGAAAAGAUUGCUCGCAAUGAGAUUGAAGAAUCUGCGGCCGAGCUGAACCCGACUGGGCUUUUCAUUAGCCGCAAUCUGGUGACGUUCAAAGAUCUCCAUGAGCUUCAGGAGCAAAAUUUGACCUUGCGACGAAUGUUACGUGAACUUGGCGACAAAAUGGAAGGCGAAGAAGCCCGCGCCAGGGAUGCCAUCCACCAACAGGAAGUGGAAGAAUUAAAAGAACUGCGCAUCCGAGUGCAGACUUACCGCGACGAAAUCGCCAACCUUGUCGCGCAAUCAAAGAGCUAUGUCAAGGAGCGAGAUACAUUCCGAAGCUUACUUACGCAUCGCCGUCAAACAGUGGGUGGCGAGGGCGUUUUCUCACAAUCAGUCCCCCCUGGUGCCGCGCCUCUGGUUGCCCUUGACAGCCAGAUAAAGGAUGGCACUGACUAUGGCGAGCUUUUGCGUAAACUGCAAGCCCAUUACGAUACGUUCCGUGAGGAGACUCUUGCGGAUCACUCCUCAUUACGACAGCAGGUUAAUGAGCUUUCGCGCAAGAAUAGUGAGCUGAUGAGCGAGAUCAGUAGAUCCAACAGCCAGCUUGCCGCAGCCUCACAGCGCGCUGAGCUUCUUCAAAAUAACUUUGACAUGCUCAAGAGUGAGAACAGCGGGCUUCAAGGUCGCUACUCAACCCUCCUCGAAAAUUCCAGCAAGCAUGAACUCAGAGUACAACAAGCCGCUGAGGAUCUUGUUGAGGCGAAGGGCUUGGUGGAAAGUCUCCAACGUGAAAAUUCGAACCUGAAGGCCGAGAAAGAUCUUUGGAAGAAUAUUGAGAAACGUCUGAUCGAUGAUAUUGAAAGCCUUCGCAAUGAGCGUGGCCGUUUGGACUCCUUGAAUGCGAACCUUCAAACCAUUCUGAACGAACGGGAGCACACCGAGUCUGAGACCCGUCGCAGACUUCAAACCAGCUUGGAAAAUCUAGAAUCGGAGUUGCAGUCCACAAAACGAAAACUCAACGACGAAACCGAGAGCGCUAAACAAGCUGCUCUUCGCCGGGAUUAUGAACAGGAGCAAAGUCAGAAGAGAAUCAAUGAUCUGGUCAGCAGUCUCAGCAGUGUUCGAGAGGAGCUGGUGGCGACGAAGACCACUCGAGAUCACCUGCAAGCUCGCGUCGAUGAGCUUUCUGUUGAGCUCAAGAGUGCUGAGGAACGCCUUCAGGUUGUUCAAUCCCGACCGAGUGUUUCAACCGCACCAGCUGACGAGGCACCUGUGAAUGAGGACGAAAAUGGCACAGGCCUCACCCGUGAACAAGAGCUGCUCAUGCAGAUCUCCGAGCUCAAACGGGACCUUGAUCUGGCUAAGGGCGAGCUGGCACAUGCCAAGGAGCAAGUCGAAGAGUACCGGGCUAUCAGCCAGUCGACCGAGGAACGGAUGGAGGCUGAGGCCGACACACAUGCUCAGUAUCGGGAGGAAACUGACGUGUUGAUUCAAGAGAAGGACAAGAAGAUUCGGGAUCUAGAGACGAGAAUAGAAGAGAUCUCUGCCGAACUGUCUUCCACAAGCACGGAUCUUUCUAAGCUCCGUGAUGAGCAAGGCGAGACGACACGCCAUUUGGAGGAGCAAAAGUCUCAAUUGGAAUCUCAGAUCAUCCGGCUCAAAGAGGACAAUGAUAGGUAUAUCGCUGCUGCGCAAUGUCAUCAGGAUGAUCUUAAAGCCCAGGCCGAGAUUUCACAAAACAUGCAGAAGAGCUACGAAACUGAGCUUAUCAAGCAUGCCGAGGCCGCCAAGACUGUUCAGGCUGUGCGAGCUGAAGCAAAUCAACUGAAGCUUGACAUGGCCAAGUUACGGAUCCAGGCUGAGACCCACAAGAAGGAUCUUGUCCAGAAAGAGGAGAGCUGGGCAGAGCAAAAGGCCAGAUACGAAGGUGAACUUGCUGAGCUGCAGAAACGCCGGGAGGAGGUCAAUCAUCAAAAUUCCGUUCUUCAUAGCCAGCUCGAGAGCAUCUCUGGACAAAUUGCGGCCCUUCAGCGAGACCGCGCAGGCGGAUCUGGGAGCGAGGAGCAGGAAGGUGAUCAGGCGGCUCCUGAUUUGGAGGGUCUUCAAGAGGUCAUCAAAUACCUUCGACGCGAGAAAGAGAUUGUCGAGGUGCAGUACCACCUGUCUACGCAGGAGGGCAAACGCCUGCGCCAACAACUCGAUUACACGCAAAGUCAACUUGAUGAAACUCGUCUCAAGCUCGAACAGCAACGUCGCGCUGCUGCUGACAGUGAUCACAACGCUCUGAAUCACAACAAGCUUAUGGAAACUCUUAACGAAUUGAACUUGUUCCGCGAAAGCAGUGUCACGCUGCGUAACCAGGUCAAGGAAACCGAAGCAGCACUGGCUGAAAAGUCGGCGCGCGUUGAUGAGUUGACACAACAAAUUCAGCCCCUGGAAAUCAAGAUCCGCGAGCUGGAGGGUAACAUCGAGGCCAAGGACGGCGAAUUGCAGUUACUACAAGCUGACCGGGACCACUAUCAAAAGCGGGUACAAAAUAUUCUGCAGAAGUAUGAUCGUGUGGAUCCUCAGGAAAUGGAAGCUUUGAAUGAGAAGUUGGCCACAUUGGAGAAAGAGCGCGACGAAGCCAUCACGUCGCGCGAUGCACUCAAGGCCGAGAUGGAAGAAAAGCUCCAGGCCGCGGCGCAAGCAGCAGAAACUCGCACAACUGAACUUCGUACUAAGCUCACUGACCAGUUCAAAGCCCGCUCUCGAGAUUUGUCCAACAAAAUUUUGGGUCACAAGCAAGAGAAGGAGACAUUGCAGGCUGAACUCGCAGCGACGAAAGCAGAGCUAGAGGUGGUCAAGGCCAAGGUCUCUGCACUCGAAGCAAAUGCCGUGCCUGCCGGCGAACCAGCCCAGUCAGCGCCAGAGGAAGGGGUCCCUGUCAACUCGACUCCGGCAUCCCAAUUCCCCACGGCGACCGCAACUGUUGUGUCCGCAGGAGACGAGCAAAAGAUUAAGGAACUCGAGACCAAGAUCCAGAGCUUGGAGGCAGCACUUGCUGAGAAGGAUGCACUCAUCGCCACUAAGGAUGCAGAGCUUGAAUCGAAGAUUAAGGAGCGCGCCGACAAGCUCAAAGAGUCUUUCAACAGCAAGCUGGUCGAAAUUAAGGCCAACCACCGCCAGGAAAUUGAGAAACUCUCAUCGAUGGAGGCUGCCGUCCCUACCACUCCUUCGGUGGAUGCAACGCAGGCGCCGGCGACGCCGGCGAAGAGUCUUUCUGAUCUUGUUGAACUUACCGAUCAACAAGUUCGCGAGUUACUGCAAAAGAAUGAAACUCUUCGGACCAUUGUCAUGAACAACAUUCGCACCAAGGUGGCUCAGGCAGAGAGCAGACUGAAGGAGGAGGCUGAAAAGGCCACUAAACUUCAUGAAGAGGCCGUUGCUGCGUUGAAAAAGGCGCAGGAAGAAGAAACCGCUGAGAAGGUCAAGGCUGCUGUUCAGCUUUCCGACAAGAAAACGGCCGCCCGGAUCAGCAUGCUCGAAACUCGCAUGAAGACAUCCUUGGCCAAGGUCGAGGUCGUUUCCAAAGCUGCAGAGCAAACUCCCCAAAAGCCUGUUGUCGAAGUCUGGGAGGUAGCAAAGACAGCUCGGCCGCUGGCCCCUGCCCCUAAGCCUCCAGCAAGCGCGCCUGCACCUGCACCUGCUGCUGCUACUACUACUGGAACUUCUACUGCGGCCGCUCCUGCUACCGCUGGUGCCGAUGCGAACCCUACAGUGUCUAAACCCACUGCGUCUGGCCCGACUGCAUCCAAUCAACAACAGCCAGCUGCCCCGGUUACUGAGGCUGUUACAACUCAAGCCCCGACCCCCGUGCCAACAGCACAGCAGGCUCAGACUCAGGCCCAUGGCGGUGCCCAAGCUUCGGCCACCCCGAACCCCUUCGGCCAGGCGCAGCCUGGUUCACAACAACCCCAGCAGCCACAACCAUCUUCCCUGCCAUCUAAACCUCCUUCUGGUACCGCUCCAGGCAUGCUGCGAGCCUUGCAGUCGGGUCUCCCCGUUGCGCGGGGAGGUCGUGGAGGCCGUGGCGGUGGUCAACAGAAUCCAUUUGGUCAUGCACAAGCGCAGCAGGGUGAGCAGCAGCAGCAACAACAACAACAACAACAGCCCCAGCAGCAGCAGCAAUCAUCCCAGCCACAGGCCCAGGGUCAACGCGGGUCAGGUGUCAUACGUGGCCGCGGUGGACGUGGAGGUCAAGGCCGUGGGGGAGCCCACAAUGCCGGUGGUGCACCAAACAGCCAGGGAGCAAACCAGGGACCCUCAAGUCCCGCUGGCAAUCGUGGCAAUCUGAAUGUGCAGGCGCGUCAAUUUAUCCCGCAGGGUAACAAGAGGACUCGCGAGGAUGGAACGGACGCUACCCAGGAGGGUGCCAACGCAGGGAAGCGCAUGAGAGGAGGAGGUGGUGGAGGACAAGCCCGUGGUGGUGGAUCAUCAUAA